AUGGCGCGUGGGAUCGCGCAGCUGGACGCGGCGCAGUGCGCAGCGUUCGCGAGUCGCCGCGGAAUCCAGUCUUCAUUCUCUGGGGAGGCGGAGUUCUAUGGCGCGACGUCGGCGGUCAUUGACGGGGGGCUUAUCGACCGCGUGCCGGGGUGGCCAGGCUACGGCGUGACGUGGGAGCUGGCGAUCGAUGGCAGCGCGGCGAAGGCCAUGAUCAGCCGCGAGGGCGUCGGGGAGGUGAAGCGCGUAGACGUGGGGUCUGAGUACAUGGGGGAGCUGGCGGGGAUCGUGGACUGCAGCGAGAUGGGCGAGCGCAAGGAGCUGGAGGCCUGCGCCGUGAGUUCGAGCGCGAGCUGGGCGAAGCAAGGCUUGCUGGCCGCGCGGCAG
Molecule: messenger RNA, 384 nt
Organism: Prorocentrum cordatum
Lineage: Eukaryota; Dinophyceae; Prorocentrales; Prorocentraceae
Source: the annotation of a GenBank genome assembly